Rana temporaria (common frog) is the source of this 2573-nucleotide messenger RNA. RefSeq names its product glycosylphosphatidylinositol specific phospholipase D1 (gene GPLD1). The record is from RefSeq and is a predicted model, not a curated record. Gene Ontology annotation, cellular component: extracellular matrix; extracellular region. The transcript has 25 exons. NCBI's taxonomy places the organism in Eukaryota, Metazoa, Chordata, Amphibia, Anura, Ranidae. The coding region runs from base 57 to 2552 and encodes 831 amino acids. Gene Ontology annotation, molecular function: GPI anchor phospholipase D activity.
CAAAGGUUGUUCAGAUCCAUUUCACCCAUCAUAACAUAUGACCUGACAGUUUAAAAAUGAUGGCUGCAUAUCUUGCAUUUCUGGCAACGUGUUUUUUUAUGUUACAACAAUGUGAGCCGUGUGGUCUUUCAACACACAUAGAGAUAGCACACAGAGCUCUGGAGUAUUUCAGUCAGAAUGAAAGAAAAGUUAACUACAGAGAGCUGCUUCAGAACCAUCUCGAUGCAUACCAGGCUGGUAGUGUAUACCCUGAUGCCUUUUACCAGGGCAUCUGCAUGCAAGGAAAAUAUCACUAUGUAUCAGAAGAUUCCCACUGGACACCUUUCUUGAAAACCAGCAUUAAUUAUAUUAGAAGAACAUAUCCACUGCCAUGGGACGAGAGAGCACAGAAACUGGUGGCCUUCCUUUUCGGAAUAGCUUCCCAUCAAGUAAGUGAUGUGAGUUGGCACAGCCUGAACAUUGAUCAAGGAUUCCUCAGAGCAAUGGCAGCAAUUGACUUCCAUGGCUCAUAUUCAGAAGCCCAUCCAGUUGGUGAUUUUGGUGGUGAUGUACUCAGCCAAUUUGAACUCGAAUUUAAAUAUCUGGAAACAAAAUGGUAUAUUCCGGUAAAGGACCUUUUUAACAUAUAUGAGGAAUUCUACAAUAAGACAGUCAUUGAUGAGAGAACAAUUGUUGACUGUAUGUACAUCCUCUUCCUGCAAGUCUAUGGUGAAUAUUUUGCUGUUUCUAAGCUCUACACUACAUAUGCUACAAAAUCCCCCUUCUUGGUGGAACGAUUCCAUGAAUACUUUCUGGGUGGUGUUGAUGACAUGGCGUUUUGGUCCACUAACAUAUUUCAGUUUACGAGUCUCAUGUUAGAUAAUGGUACUAGUGAAUGCUGCUUGCCUGAAAAUCCUAUCUUUAUACAGUGCAACAGUGAAAAACGAGACCCCAAAGUUCCCAGAAGAAAGCUAUUGCAGAAGACUGAAUACUACAAAGACUAUAAUAACACAACAGAUGUGGUAUCAUCUGGAGCAGAUAUUGUCACAACAGAGUCUGGAGUUUACUUAAACAUAAGUCAGUGGGCAGAGAGAUCUAUGCAGCUGAUAAGUGAUGCCACUCGAUCAGUGACUUCAAUUCAAGUUUUUAAUUUCCUGAAUUCAAAGCAUAUUUUGACUCCAUCAGCCACCUAUUUUGUGAGCUCACCAUACUCCAGGCUUGGAUGGGCACUUACCACAGCAGAUCUCAAUCAAGAUGGCUGGGACGACCUGGUCAUAGGAGCUCCAGGUUGCAGUAUUCUGGGCCAUGUUCAAGUUGGCUGUGUCUACAUAGUUUAUGGUAAUGACUCGGGACUACCUUCUGUUAACAUGGACCUAGAGAGGGAUGCUGUUGUCUUGUUGAAAGGAUUGGAGCCCUCUGGACGGUUUGGCUCUUCAGUGGUAGUGCUGGAUUUCAAUGCUGAUGGUCAGCCAGAUCUAGCCGUGGGAGCGCCAUCGGUAGGAGGAGGCCAGCUGAUAUAUACAGGUUCCGUAUACGUCUAUUUUGGGACCGGGGGUGGAGGCCUCUCUUCUCAAGCAAAUGUCACCAUAAAAUGCAGGGAAACCUAUUGCAAUUUGGGAUGGACCCUUCUGGCUGCUGAUUUGAAUAAUGAUAAGAAAGAUGACCUUGUAAUUGGUUCCCCUUAUGCACCAGGUGGAGGGAAGCAGAGAGGAUUGGUUGCUGCAUUUUACUCAAGUCGUAGAUCUAGAAAAGACAUCCUAUCUGUGGAAGAAGCAGAGUGGCUUGUGAUGGGAGAACAUGAUUAUGCCUGGUUUGGCUUCUCUCUUCAUAGUCAUAAAAGCAAGACAAAAACGUUAUUGGUGAUUGGGAGUCCUACCUGGAAGGCCCUCAAAGAAUAUGAUUAUGAAGACUUACAAAGUGUAGGGAAAGCCUAUGGAUUCUAUCCACCAAGUACAAACGCAACAUUUGUUAUAUAUGGGCAUUCAGAACACAGUAAGAUGGGUUCAUCAUUUGCAAGUGGGACACUAAACGUGAACGGGCAAAGAAAGAAAGUGCUGCUAAUUGGGGCACCUACACAAAAUACCAUUUUAAAAAUGAUGUUUAUUUCAAGAACUUUGCAUCAUGCUGGAACAUCCACAGUAUAUGAACUCAAAAAUACAAAGAAUCCAUCUCCACUGGGAACCCUAAGAGGGAGUGGAGAACUUUCCCGCUAUGGUUCAAAGCUGCUUCUAAGUGAUCUGGAUGACGAUGGCCUCGAUGAAAUCAUUGUGACCUCACCUUUAUGGGCUGGUGACUACACCUCAAUGUUCAGCUCUCAGGCAGGUCGAGUCUAUAUUUAUAAUGGAAAUACCACUUCUACGGGAUUGCUAAAAGAUAAAUGCAAAUCAUGGACUUCCCCGUGUCCUGAGGACUGGGCACAAUAUGUACUAGUCUCUCCUGAGGAAAAAUCAAGGUUUGGAAGUGCUGUGACUACUGUGAAUUCCAAACAAAAGAAGCAGGUCGUUGUUGCAGCUGUAAGAAGCUCCAAUAAAGCAAGACUAGCUGGAGCAGUGUACAUUUACGAUCUCAAAUGAAUAAUCCUGUAUAAUAAAAAU